Molecule: messenger RNA, 1347 nt
Organism: Brassica oleracea var. oleracea
Lineage: Eukaryota; Viridiplantae; Streptophyta; Magnoliopsida; Brassicales; Brassicaceae
Product: zinc finger BED domain-containing protein RICESLEEPER 2-like
Exons: 7
Coding region: 1-1347 (448 amino acids)
Molecular function (GO): protein dimerization activity
Source: RefSeq, a predicted model, not a curated record
AUGGAAGCUAUAGACUUGAACGAUGAUGGUCAGAAUGAUGUGAUGGAUGAAUAUAUAGAGGAUCAUGAAGUUAUAGAGAUUUCAGAGGAAUGGAACCUCAACUCUGACUCGUCAUACGAAGAGCAUGAUCUUCCUUACAAGUUUGUAGAGUACAAGGGGAUUAUAAUGGCUUUUACUUAUGUUAAUUCCAGUAUUGAGUAUUGGAGUGGAAACACAGCAGCUUCUGAUGUGUUGAAGAUUUAUGAAAGUGAGAAGCAGAAACUUAGGAAAAUCUUAAAUGAUUUUCCUGCGAAGAUAUUGUCGUUCAUUGCUUUUCCUCCACCUCAUUCGGGAAUAGCCAUUGCUAUGAAGCUGAUUGAGCUGCUAAAGGAAUGGGGACUGGAAAAGAAGGUCUUAUGUCUCACAGUGGACAACGCUUCUUCAAAUGACACCAUGCAGAGCAUUAUGAAAAGACUGUUUCACAAAGAUCUGGUCUGUAAUGAAGAGUUUUUCCAUGUUAGAUGCUCAGCACACAUUUUGAAUCUGGUUGUGCAAGAUGGCUUAACAGUGAUUGGAGGAGCUUUGCAAAAGACCAGGGAGAGUGUCAAAUUCAUUAAAGCAUCAGAAAGUAGAGAAACCAUCUUUCAAAACUGUGUUGAAACAGUGGGAGUUGAGGAUGAUGAAGGAGGUCUGGUCUUAGAUGUAAGUACACGCUGGAAUUCUACUUUCCUUAUGCUUUCUAGAGCUAUAAAGUUCAAACACGCACUAGGUAACUUGGCGGAUGUAGAAGUGAGUUAUGUGAGCUAUCCCUCUUAUUCUGAGUGGAGGAGAGCAGAAGUGAUAUGCAAGUUGUUGAAGUCAUUUGCUGAGAUCACAAAUUUGAUUUCUGUGUAUGAAGCUCAAUCUACUUGUAAGAAAAGGUUGACUAAUGUUCGUUCAAAGAUCUAUAAGCUGUUUGGAGCUUACAAGAAAAACCAUAGAAUCAGUAGUGCUGCAACAACUUCACAAGGAGAAAUACACGAUGUUCCAGCCGGUUAUGGUGGAUUCUACGCCUUCUUUUCUCAGAAAGCUGUUGGCAGUGGCAAGUCUGCUCUCGACAUAUAUCUGGAUGAGCCAUUGCUUGACAUGGCCGCUUACAAGAAACUGAAUGUGCUACAUUACUGGAGAGACAACUCAGCUCGGUUCAAAGAGUUGGCAACAAUGGCACGAGAGGUUCUGAGUAUACCCAUAACAACCGUUGCUUCAGAAUCUUCGUUUAGCAUAGGUAGUAGAGUCCUUAACAAGUACAUGAGCUGUCUUCUACCUACUAAUGUCCAAGCUUUGGUCUGUACAAGAAACUGGUUAAAAGGGUUUCCAGCAAUGGGUUAG